UAGAGCAUCCGCAACGCGGAGAUUUCAUGAAUCCUUAGCGCAUUAACCUAGGAUGAUCUCAAUAAAAAAAUAUUAACAAGGCUGAGAUCAGUAAGGAGCGGUCCGUAAAUAAGGUGUUUAAGGACUGAGUCCUUAGUGACGUGGCAACGUCGUGCACUCUUUCCUUCUCCUUCUUCCUUUCUUUUCGUUUUCCACCGAGGCCGCCGAUCUCAGCCGGAGACUCUCUCUGAUUAUCCUCUCCCUUCUGUAUCUCUCCGAUUGACAGAUUCGAUUUCGUCUCUUCUUUAUUUCUUCCAAAACCCUCAACUUUUUCAAUUUGGGAGUAAAUCAAAUAUCUCUCUUUGUUGAUGGGCACUGCGUAGGUUUCUGGAUCUCCGACGGAGAUAAUGAAGCGGUUAAAGUGGAUUUUGAUGACAAGCUCAGUUGGGAAUAUCUGUUCAAGGUAUAUUGGCUUUGCCUGAAGGAAGAGCUUUCUCUAACUGUCGACGAGCUUACUGUCCUUGACUGUCCCCGUCGUCUCCGCUCAUCUCUGCCGCGACUCCGUCACCGGCAAAUCACUGCGUUACGCUUACGUCAACUUCGAUUCCGCCAUCACCGGUACAAAAAACAAACUCAAUCUAUGUGUUGAUUCGGAUGUUUAGUCCCUUCGGAGUCAUACUUUCUUGCAAAGUAGCUGAGGAGAAUGGCCAAAGUAAAGGCUUCGGUUUUGUUCAGUUUGCUACGGAGCAAUCUGCUGUUGCUGCUCGUCUUGCCUCCCAAGGCUCUAUGGUUGAUGGCAAGAAACUGUUUGUGGUUAAGUUCAUUAACAGGGAUGAAAGAGCUGCUAUGUCUGGGAAUCAAGAGUUCACAAACGUUUAUGUGAAGAAUCUGCUCGAGAGUGUUACAGAGGAUUUUCUCCAUACGAUGUUUUCUCAAUGUGGGACGGUCUCUAGUGUUGUGGUUAUGAGGGAUGGUAUGGGAAGAUCGAGAGGUUUCGGAUUUGACAACUUCUGCCAUCUCUCAAUGGAAAACCACAUGGAUCGAAGAAGUUGUUUGUUGGAAGGGAUUUGAGAAAAGGUGAAAGGAUGGAGAUGCUGAAACAGAAGCACAAAGACAAUUUUGUUGCCAAGUUUAAUGUUGGUUGGUUUAAUCUGUACGUGAAGAACUUGAGUGAAGCAAUCAACGAAACAAGGCUGCGAGAGAUAUUUGGAAGCUAUGGGAAGAUAGUCUCAGCAAAAGUGAUGCGUGAUGAAAGUGGCAAAAAUAAAGAAUUCAAUUUCAAUUUAAAAAAAAAAUUAAUAAAAUUUUUUUUCCUUAA
Molecule: messenger RNA, 1297 nt
Organism: Brassica napus (rape)
Lineage: Eukaryota; Viridiplantae; Streptophyta; Magnoliopsida; Brassicales; Brassicaceae
Product: polyadenylate-binding protein 6-like
Exons: 4
Coding region: 634-1050 (138 amino acids)
Cellular component (GO): cytosol; ribonucleoprotein complex; nucleus
Molecular function (GO): mRNA 3'-UTR binding; poly(U) RNA binding; poly(A) binding
Source: RefSeq, a predicted model, not a curated record